Messenger RNA from Maudiozyma saulgeensis, 771 nucleotides. The record is from the annotation of a GenBank genome assembly. Lineage: Eukaryota; Fungi; Ascomycota; Saccharomycetes; Saccharomycetales; Saccharomycetaceae.
AUGUCAGAUAUUUUUGAAAGAGCCGUACAAGAUCCCUGUUCAAAUGAUGUCGAUGAUGCAGAUAAUAAUACUAAUGAUGAUUUUUCAUUAAUUAACAACCAAAAUGUUGUAGUACCGCAGGCACCACCAUUACAUCAUCAAUUACGUAAAGUACAAACGGCUCCACAUUUUCAUAAUCAUGAUAAACAAAUUGAUUACAAUAUGAAUUCACGAGAUGAUAAUUUAUUAUUACAAAGAUCUCAUACUUAUUCAAGGCCUUAUUGUUGUUCAACAAAUAGAACAGAUAGUUCAUUAUUUGUUCAGCAAGCAGCUAGACGACCUUCUUUCAUUAAACAAAGUGGAUCAGAACAAACUUUAUUAUCUUUAAAUAAUAAUUAUUACAAUAACGAGGAUAUUUCUUCAUGUAAUGCUAUACCGACUCAUGUUUAUGGUUUAGAAAAAUACGUUUCUCCUCAAUUAGAUGAAUUAUCAACAGAUGAAAUAUAUUGUAAUCAAUCGAAUAAUGAAGGUAUAACAACUGAUAGUUCGGUAUUCGAUAAUAAAGAUUAUUCAAAUAUAAAAAAUAUUACAUCUUCAUCAUCAUUAGCAUCAUCAUCAUCACCUACAAAUAAUAACAAUAACACAAAGAGUCAUCAUAACCAUAAUCAUAAUCAUAAUCGUCAUACCGUUAGGCAUAAUUCGUCUACGAGUGAACAAGUACAAGGGAAUCUACCUGUAAUGGAAAGAAGACCAUCCACAAUAAAGAUCUCCUUAGCAAAUUCCUUUGCCUAA